UAAAUCUUAAUUACCUUUAACCACUUUAUAUAUAUAUUUUUAAAAAGUUCCCGAUUUGAUUAAAAAAAAAAAAAAAGGAAGAUUCAUUACUUUUUUCUACAUAUGAUUAUUUUUUAAACUAUAUUCCUGGAGGAUAUAUCCGUAUAGUAAAUCCAUUUUUCAUAAUUCCUAUACUGGGUUGCGUUUUAUAGGGUCUAAAGCGAGUGGUGCCAUUUUUACUGUCAUACAGAAUUUCUUUAUAAUUCUUCUCUAACAUAUGCUCUAACCUUCCCUAUCGCAGAAAGUAAAGAUGAAAGAUCUUCCUAUUACACCUUCCUCAGACGAUGCCAAUUUCUCACUUAACAAUAAUGCUCUCCUUCCCAAAUCUAAUCCCUCUCUUACCCAAAAUGCUUUCAAAUCAAAAGAUGUUUUAAAAGGAGAUAGUUCUAUAAAUGAUUUAGAAGUCGAUUCUGGCACAGAAAAUGAGGCAGCACUUAUUCCCAGGGUAUCCAUGUUGAAUUUCGACGAUCUGCUAACAGAUGACGUUGUUUCAUCAUCUACCGCAAUGUCUACUUCAACUGCCAGCGCAAAUAACAAAGAUGGCGAUGAUCGCGAAACUGUAUCCUCCUCCGGAAUCUAUUCGGGACCUAGCAGGUAUUGUCAAGUUUCUCCUUGCUCCGAUUCGUCUAAGGACUCCUCCUCUUUUAAUAGCGUGAUCGAUAUCAGUCGGGAUAACGAAUCAUCGUCUAACAGGGAUGAACUGCGGAACGAUAUGAAUCUGAGAGGAAUCAAGGAUUUUAAUAAAGGGAUCAACGGAAUAGGCGAUGCGUUGAAUAAGGGAGGAAUAGGUGGAGCGAUGUCGAAAGUUACGAAAGAUAGAACCAACAUUUACGAUAGUAAUCAAUCCAUGAUGUCUUCAUCCGUUUCUUCCUAUUCCUUGAGGUACCAAGAUGCGGAUAAAGUCAAUUGCAACGGCUUGGAAUACGAUGAUUUGAAGAGAGGUUAUGAGAAGAAAUUAAGGGACAAGGAUUCCAUCAUAUCCGAUAUGAGAGACGAAAACAGGAGAGAAAGCGUGAAACUGAAACAAAGGUACGAACAAGAACGAAUAGAGUUGAAUCUAUACGCCGAAGAACAAAAGAGGUUGUACACUGAUGCACUAGCCCAAGCCAAGGAAUACAAAAGAGAUUUGCAAGAUAAAAAAUGGCAAUUGGAGAUGAUUCAGAACGAUAUUACGACCAACAAGGAUUCCUGCAAUCUGCUGCAGAGGAAAAUAGACUUGCUUCAGAAGGAAUUGACUCAUGUUAACGAGGAAAAGGAUAAAGUAUCUAAGCAGAAAAAGUUUAUGGAAAACGCUUUGUACGAAUGCGAGAGUGAGAUGGCCGAUAUAAAAUCUUCCCGCUUGGCUCUUCAAUCAUCUCAAACGUCACUAAAAUUAGAGUUUCUAAACGUACAGGAUGAGAUCUCCAACAGGGACGAACAAAUAGCCGAAUUAGAGACCAAAAUGGCGGCCUAUAAACACGAAAACUCUAAUCUAAUUAAGGAAUCCCAAACUUUGAAGGAUGAAGUAGAAGAAAAGGAUAUAGGGAUUGCGUCCCUGAAACGAGACAAGGAAGACAUGGACAGUCGGUAUAGGCAGUUAGAGAUGUCAGCCAAUGAAAUGGCUGGAUUUAGGAAGAGAGCUAACGAAUCGGAAAUCAAGUGCAGGGAGUUGACCGAAGAGCAUUACAACAAGGAAUACAGGCUAAGGGAGAGGAUAGAAGAAAUCGAGUACGAAUUGGAGUGUUCGCAAAAUUCCCUCCGCAAUUUGCAGGAAACCGUCGUGAUCGAAAAUAGCGAGCUCAAGAAAAAGAAUUCCGGACUGGAGGAAAAAUUGGAGGAACAAAAGAAAAAGGCGUUUCAAUCUGAACUAAAAAUGCAAGAAUUCCAGUCGCAGGUUAAAACUUGUCAAAGGCAAAACAAUAAGCUGGAAGAAAAACUGGAUUCCGUCGAAAUUAAUUACCACGCACUCCUCAAGCAAAAGAACAAACGUCAGGUAUUCAACGAUACACCUUUUCAAUACAAUUCCUAUAUGGGACUUGGCCCGGAAGAUUAUAAUAAUUACGGGAUGAUGAAUGAUAUGGGAAUGGGUACGAUGGCAAAUGGCAACGGAAGUGUAAGAGGAAGUACAGCUCUCAGAAACUAUCCUAGGCAUGUCAAUCGAAGAUACCUGAGUAGCACUAACGUCAGUAAUACACCCGUCAACGGUGCUUGGGAAAGACAUUACGAAAAUGGUUACUCAAACGAUCCGGAUGGCUAUUAUGAAAAUGCGCAAUUUCCCAACGAACGUUACAUGAAUGAAGAUUUGGCACAAGGAUGGAAUGAUAAUUCCUUCAAACGACACGCGGAUAGGAAUUCUAGAGGAAUCGACGAGAUCGAAACUUAUACCGACGAAUUUGGUUUCGAAAGACCCGUUUUCAAGAACAAGCCUAAAAAUUGUUCUACUAAGUCAGAUGCUGUCGACAAUCCCGGAUGUAGCCCUUUAUCCAAAACCCGAAAUAAUACUCACGCGGAUCCCUCUCCUCUAUUUCCGGUUCAUUUAAACGAAAAAAAUCAAAAUAACAAACGGUUAGAACAAGAUUACGAUUCUGAACAGGAGACCAUCACGCAAUAAAACGGAAUAUUUUUCUUUUCUUAUUUAAAAUGUCUUUCUAUUCUUUAUUUUUUCUCCUUUGUUUUUCUAUAAAAUCUUCAUUUUUUUUUGCUGCAUUUUAUAACACGAUUAUUUUUAAAAAUUUUUUUAUUCUAAAACCGCGAAAUUGCGAAAUACAUUUUUUGGGAUCUCGGGGGGAUGAUGGCGUUUUGUUUACAAUAAGCCUCUUUUUUAAAAAAUUUAUGAAAAAAAUCGUAGAUUUUUUUUUGACAGGGCCAAGAUAUUUUUUUUUUCUAAUAAUUUCUUUCUAAAUUUUGGUCUUAAACCUUUUUUAAAACUCCUUUUAAAUCUUUUGGCAGAAUUACACAAUCUUUUAAAACGAUGGAAUAAAAAACAAACAUCAAAAACGUCGAAAAAAUGUAUAUUUUGACGAAAAAAAUGAUAAUUUUGCCGAAAAAAAACGAUUCAUAUUAGUAAUACCUCGUUCUAACUCAAUAAAAUCAGCUACGAAUUUUAUCGCCGAAUUCGUGACAUGAUAUAUUAUAUAAACGCAAAAUUUGUUAAAAAUUUUAAUAGCGUAUAACUCUUGGACACCUAAAUUCAGAAAAAUAAUUGGCUAGCAAAUUUCAUUGAGAUAGAACGGGGCUAUAUAAUAAAUACUGGCUUCAUCGCUAUCUUAUGACCUGAAGGAAAUAGUAGGCAUAAUUUAUCUUUGCGAUCAAGGAAGUGACAUAAAAAUAUUUCCUUUUUUAAUGUUUAUUUUCAUUUUUCACUUUUUCUUCCUUUUUUUCUUUUUUGUCAUAUUUUUAUAUUUAUUUUGCAUUUAUAAUUUUAAUUUUUUUGACGUCAAAUAUCAUUUGUAUAUUUAUUUUUAUUAAA
This is a messenger RNA of Gordionus sp. m RMFG-2023, 3487 nucleotides long. Its product is annotated as paramyosin-like. The coding region runs from base 290 to 2629 and encodes 779 amino acids. The record is from RefSeq and is a predicted model, not a curated record. NCBI's taxonomy places the organism in Eukaryota, Metazoa, Nematomorpha, Gordioida, Chordodea, Parachordodidae. The transcript is spliced from 12 exons.